AAGCUGAUUGAGCACUCUUACAGCAAACACAUUUUCAUUCGAGAGAAGAAAAAAACCCCUAUUCAACAAACAUGAACUCCGUUUUCGUCGCCCUUGUCCUGUCAGGCGUGGUGUGUGCUGCUGUCGCUGACCUGGGUUAUGGUCACCACCGCAGUUACGCAAGCACCCCGUACCAUGCUGACCAGGGUUACGGAUAUCAUCACCGAGAACCCGCUUAUGGCCACCACGCGGUUUUGACACCCGUGCACCCGACUUACAGCACGGGUUACAAACAACACCAGCACGUCGGUUAUGGUCAUCAUGGCCAUCAUCAGCCAGUUCGGAAGAAAAUCGAGUUGGUGUUUAUUGAUGCUCGUGUUGCUGAUAUUGACCAUGAUGAGCAUUUUGCCACAGAGUACAGAAGCAGCAGGCAAAGGUCAAAGAUCCGCUACCCAUACUACGACAAAUACGGUCGUGGAAAAUUGCUGUAUGGUUAUGGAGGACCUGAUCUUUACGAAUACACUGCCUUUAAACCCAUUGAUGGUUAUUAUAAGAAAUGAGAAAAUUCGCUUGUAUUUUUAUCUGUUUUUUCUGAGUGGAAAUUUUGUUAUUUAUUAUACCGUAUUUGUUUCAUUUUCGAUCGUUGAUUAUGUCACGUUCCGUUGGGAUCGAAUCGGACCAGUUUUUUGUUUCAAGAUGAGAGUCGAUUCUGAGGAUUUUUUUGGCACGACAAAUUUCUUAGUUGUUUUAAUUUUUGGGCAAAUAUAUCGACGAUGAACCGAAUGAGAAA
Messenger RNA from Notodromas monacha, 769 nucleotides. Lineage: Eukaryota; Metazoa; Arthropoda; Ostracoda; Podocopida; Cyprididae. The record is from the annotation of a GenBank genome assembly.